AUGGUGGAACUCUCGCCGGGCGCGAGCGUUGCUCUUGGGGUAAUGGUCGGACUCGCCUCCACCAGCAUUCAGAGCAUCGGCUUGACGCUGCAACGCAAGUCCCAUCUCCUAGAAGAGGAAAAGGACGACGACGACGACCGGCGACCUCCAUACAAGCGGCGGAGAUGGCAGCUGGGCAUGCUCAUGUUCGUCGUGGCAAACAUCGUCGGCAGCACCAUCCAAAUCACCACCCUACCCCUUCCCGUUCUCUCCACCCUACAGGCAUCCGGCCUCGUCUUCAACUCGAUAUGCGCCUCCAUCAUUCUCAGCGAACCGUUUACGCGAUACUCCUUUGUUGGCACCAUGCUUGUUGCCAUAGGCGCACUGCUGAUAGCCUUGUUUGGUGCCAUUGCAGAACCGUCGCAUAAUCUCGACCAAUUGUUGAGGCUGUUGGGACGGAAAGCUUUCCUCACAUGGAUGAUCUUGACGGGUGUGGUAGUCGUCAUGCUGGUCCUUGCGACGUGGCUACUGAAGCGCAUGCAUCCACGAACCACCCCUCGAUUACGCCUUAUCCGUGGAAUGUUCUUUGGCUGCGUCAGUGGCAUCCUCUCUGCGCAUUCGCUCCUCAUCGCCAAGAGUGCUGUCGAGCUUCUGGUCCGGACCAUCAUUGACCGUCACAACCAGUUUGACCGUUGGCAGUCGUGGAUGAUUCUGGUCGGACUAGUCGUCUUCGCCCUGACCCAACUCUACUACAUGCAUCGUGGACUGAAGUUGGUCAGUACGAGUGUGCUUUAUCCUCUAGUAUUCUGCGUCUACAACAUCAUCGCAAUCAUAGAUGGCCUGAUCUACUUCGACCAAAGCGAUCGCUUGUCGAGUCUGCACGCUGGCCUAAUUGCGCUCGGAACUAUAAUACUGCUCGCUGGAGUUGUCUGCCUGAGCUGGCGUCUCGAAGACAACGAGGAAGAACCCACAUCACCAAUCGCAAGCAAGCAUACGGGCAGAGUUCAGAUGCCCCAGACAGUGCUACAACCCGGCAUUGGUCUUGCGCACGGCCACUCUUUUGACGACCCUGCAUCACCUCUGGAUAUCGACGAAGAAGCCCCCGGCGCUCAUGGCUAUGCCUCCGAACAAGCCAAACGGAAAGCUGUCGAUGAAAGAACACCACUGUUAGCUCGCGCCCCAACCGGUCCCGCUCUUACCCUCGCCAACCCGAAGAAGCGAGCAUCAGUAGACGCUGGUGAACCGAAGAGUCCUCAAACACAUUCCCGCAGACCCCAAAGAAGACGGCGGAUGACUAUUUCAGAAGAAACAAACGAGAUCUGGGAUGAACUCAACGACAGAGAGACUCUGCCAUCUCCUGCCAGGCGAUCUGUGGAUCUAGAGCGACGACCAAGGUCAGGAACCUUACCGCCACGGAGAAACAAUGCACAGUCGGCAUGGCUCAAUCAGAUGCGUCGGCGGUCUUGGUUCGACGGGUUCGGUAGCGGGCGAGGCAGAAGUGUGUCGCAGGGAAAACAGCCCAUGAAUAGCUCUGCGUCACUUCUUGAUCAUCCCGAUCCAGAUGACGGCGAUGCAUCUGACGCAGACAUGGAAGAUACAUCCCGGAGAAGACAGAUUUGGGGAUACGGCCAGAGGAGCAAGAGCCAAGAUGCUUUGGGAGACUGGUUCAAGCUGAAAUGGUGGCGCAAGAAGUGGAGAGAAGAUGAAGACCAUGAAGAAGAACGACCUAUAUGA
Molecule: messenger RNA, 1713 nt
Organism: Alternaria burnsii
Lineage: Eukaryota; Fungi; Ascomycota; Dothideomycetes; Pleosporales; Pleosporaceae
Exons: 3
Coding region: 1-1713 (570 amino acids)
Biological process (GO): magnesium ion transport
Cellular component (GO): membrane
Molecular function (GO): magnesium ion transmembrane transporter activity
Source: RefSeq, a predicted model, not a curated record